ACCCUCCGCACACUGUUGUCACAGCACUGGACUGUAAUUCAUGUUAGUGAUAAGCUGUUUACCUUGUAAAGUUGUUGGUGGUCACUGACUGUUUAACAUUGUUGAGGUCCAAGAGUCACAUUGUUGGAUUUUCUCCCUGCUGCUUGGCUUGGUUUGAUGUUCUGCUCCGAUACCAUGAGGACAUGGACGAUUAGUUCACUGAUUGUCUGUGUUUUCUUGCUGCAUGUUAGUGGACUUCAACAAAAAGACACUCAAGCUGGUUGUAGCACAACUCCAAAUGACCUGGCGUACAUCAUCGACGGCUCCUCAAGCUUGGGAGUUCCCAACUUUGAAACAGCCAAGCGCUGGCUCAUUAACAUAACCAAUGGUUUUGACGUGAGCACCAGGCACACUCAGGUGGCGGUUGUCCAAUACAGCGACACACCUCGACUAGAGAUUCCCCUGGGAAAGCACCAGAAUAGUCAAGAACUGGUUGAGGCCAUCGCCUCCAUUCCAUACCUGCGGGGGAACACGCGGACCGGCCGCGCCAUCAAGUUUGCCUCACACCAUGUCUUUGGGAUGCUGAACCACACCCACCAGUCUGCCAGGAACCGCAUUGCUGUGGUUCUCACGGAUGGGCGUUCACAAGAUGAUGUUGAGGAUGCAGCCAUGGAGGCCAGGAUGCAGAAUAUUGUUUUGUUUGCAGUUGGUGUGGGAAAUGAGAUCACCAACACUGAAUUAGUGUCCAUGGCUAACAAGCCACCAUCUACUUAUGUGCUACAUGUGGAAGACUACAACUCUAUUGGAUCCAUUUGGGACUUGAUGGAGCAGAAACUGUGCGAGGAGUCGGUGUGUCCAAAGCGGAUCUCUGGGACAGUGAAUGAUCUGAAGGGCUUUGAUCUAAUGAGCAUGAUGAGAAUAGAGAAGGUGGCUCAAAAGGUUCAGGGUUCUUUGAUAUCAGAGAAAGCGUCACUGCUCAGUCAUCGUCUAGACAUCACUCACAACACCAGUGAGAUAUUUCCAGAAGGCCUCCCUCCAGCCUAUGUGUUUGUUGCCACACUGCGCUUGAAGAACCCAGCUCACCGAAUGAAGUUUGACCUUUUGAGGGUGUUGUCUCAGGACGGGGUCAAACAGGUUGCGGUGACCAUUAACGGAGUAGACAAAUCAGUCACCUUCACCUCCACCACCACCUUGAAGAAAGAGCAGACAGUCAUAUUUAAUGACAGAGGCAUCAAGAGGCUCUUUGACACAGACUGGCAUCAGUUGAAGUUCCUGGUGAAACCCAGACGCAUUACUUGUUUCGUAGACGGCACGUAUGUGGAAGAGCAGCUCUUAGAUCCAGUGGUUCCCAUCUACAUUAAUGGAAAGACCCAGGUGGCCAAGAAAGUCAAUAUACAGACAACAGUCCCUAUUGUGCUGCAGAAAUUACGACUUUACUGUGACCCUCUACAGAGUGAGCGAGAAACGGCAUGCGAAAUUUACUCGGUGUGUCCUGUGGAGCGCUCUCCAGCUGUAGAUGGUUGUGACUGUCCGAGUGGUAAGCCAGGCCUGCCUGGCCUACCAGGGUCUAUGGGCUUCCGAGGGGAGAAAGGCAGAGAGGGACCACCUGGACCUGAUGGGAAACCCGGGAAGCCAGGAGAGAAGGGAGCAUCUGGAGAGCCUGGUCGAGAUGGACUGAAAGGCGAAGCAGGUGAACCAGGAAAAAAAGGGGAGCCGGGACAGUACGGACCCAAAGGAGAAAUGGGACCACCAGGGCCACCGGGACCAUCAGUACCCAUAGGCCCUGGAUUUUCCAUAUUGGAAUUAGGUGACUUUGGAAUGCAAGGAACCAAGGGAAUCCAAGGUGAACAUGGCGAAAUGGGACCACCUGGAAAACCUGGACCGAUUGGUGAACGUGGGGUACCUGGUCUACCUGGGCUUGCUGGCCCCAAGGGAGAGAAAGGAGAUGAUGGUGCGGCAGGAUCGGAUGGAGAACCUGGAAUUCCUGGUAUACAAGGGUUUCCUGGGGAGAUGGGCCCUGCUGGACCUCAAGGUGAGCGAGGUGUGGGAGGACCAGUUGGUUUUACUGGACCAAUGGGACAGCAGGGUCCGCCAGGACCGGCUGGCCCACCUGGCAUAGAAGGUCCUCCUGGUCCAAAGGGGAAUUCUGGGGCCCGUGGACAUUUUGGGCUUCCUGGACGACCUGGUCUUAAAGGUUCAGAGGGAGAGCCUGGCAUUCAAGGUCCCCCUGGCAUUAGAGGCCUACCAGGUUUUAAAGGUCAAAAGGGUGACUCAGGAUCAUCUGGACCAAAGGGAAGCCAGGGUGAGAAAGGCAACCAGGGAGAACCUGGAGUUUCUGGAAAACCUGGUGAACCAGGGUUUAAAGGAAACAAAGGAGAGCCAGGUGUAGCAGGGGAUCCUGGGAUCAGAGGGGCUGAUGGGAAAAGGGGAGACAUGGGUCCAUUAGGGCCACCAGGAUCUCGAGGCAUUCCGGGUCUAGAUGGGUUACCAGGGCAACCAGGAGUUCCAGGUUACCCAGGAAAACCUGGAAAGCCACCUUCUGAGGAACAUCUUGUGAAAAUUUGUGCCUCUGUGUUACAAAACCAGCUACCACAGCUCCUGCAGGUGAUGGGCCAAAGAAGUUGCGAAAACUGUGAAACCAAACAAGGGUCGCCAGGCGAUCCAGGCCCCCCUGGUCCAACAGGCCCAUCUGGACCACCAGGGUACCCUGGCAUGAUGGGAGCUCCUGGCUACCCGGGACCACCAGGGAGGAGGGGACCAGAAGGAGUUAAAGGUGAUAUUGGCCCAAUGGGUAUGAAAGGUGCCAAAGGACAGGGUGACAUUGGGUUGCCAGGUCCACCUGGCCCAGCAGGUUUACAGGGCCCACGUGGAGAGGAUGGUGAGGGAUAUCCUGGACCAUCUGGUCCCCCAGGAAAACCUGGCUCUCCAGGUAUCCCAGGCAAAUGUGGGCCCCCAGGAUCAAUGGGUGUUUGUGACCCGUCUUCUUGUUAUCAAGCCUACAGUUUUCGUGAUGACCCUUUUAGGAAAGGACCAAACUUUUAGCAUAAGAAUAGUGGGAUCUUACUGAUUCUGUACAGUUUUCUCUGAGAGUUUAAAUGGACAACAAACAUUUCAGAUGCUCAGCAUUGACCUCAAGAACUUCUAACCUCUAAAGAAAGCUGUCAUGAUCUUGACUUUAAAUAUGUGAUGUGUUUUUUGUUUGAGAAUCUUAUGUUUUGUGUGUUAACAUUCCUUAUUUGUGUGAAUCUUUGUGUGUGACCCGUUUCUGAUUUUUGUCCUAAAGUAAGUGAUUUUGUUUUACACUUAAGGUCUUAACAUCAUGUCAUCUCUUUCCAAACAAUGGGGAAAGUGAACGAGGACUGGUGCUCUCAAGCUCCAAAAAUGACUAAAAAGCACUGAAAAGUAUUAUAAAAUUGGACCGUACAACUCAUUUGCCGUUGUUGAAGCCUUCAGAAGCAAUACGAUAGCUUUGUGUGAAGAACAGUCCAAAAUGUAAAUAGUUAUUUGCUGAAAAUAUUUCUCAUCCAUACUUCUAUAAUAUCACAUGUAUUCACGUACUUCGAAAUAUGGUGUGUCAAGACACAUCGUUUCCUAGUUGGCUGUAAAUUACAUCAUGACCCAAUUCAUUUUCAAUCUACAUUUUUGGGUGAACGAUUACACUGAACUGACCUAGCCAAGCUACCUCUGAACAGGAUGUGAAGCAUUUGCUAUUGGCUAUACUACAACACCAGAACGUUUAUGUUUAAAUCUGAGAAUACUUAUGCUCAAGGGCUAUUCAUAAUCUGUUUUGUUUUAUACCAACAUUUAAAAUGUAUUCUUAUACUACUACAACAUUUUAAUUGUUUCAGCAUUUGGUGCAUUGUAGAAUUUUGCAGCACUCAUAAUAAGUUUUAGUUUUGGCAUGCAUGCUUUUGACUUAAUAGAAUUGUGAAAAUGAUUAACAACUAUUUAUUACCUAAUAUUUUUUGUGUAUGUUCUUUUAAUGCACACAGGACUUUUGCCUUUUCAUGUCUUUUAGGAAAUACUGAAUUGGAUUUAUUUUAUUAAUUCAUAAAUUUUUCAGUGCAGCUGAUAUUUGACUUUUAAGAUAACGUGAAAUUG
Myxocyprinus asiaticus (Chinese sucker) is the source of this 4080-nucleotide messenger RNA. Its product is annotated as collagen alpha-1(XXI) chain-like. The transcript is spliced from 29 exons. The record is from RefSeq and is a predicted model, not a curated record. NCBI's taxonomy places the organism in Eukaryota, Metazoa, Chordata, Actinopteri, Cypriniformes, Catostomidae. The coding region runs from base 157 to 3021 and encodes 954 amino acids.